Molecule: messenger RNA, 515 nt
Organism: Cotesia congregata
Lineage: Eukaryota; Metazoa; Arthropoda; Insecta; Hymenoptera; Braconidae
Source: the annotation of a GenBank genome assembly
ACAACGUGCCUAACAGAACUCCCAGACGUAGCGCCCUGCAACGGGACUGUGCGUUUACCGCCAACUUGUGAGGAGUCACCCAGCUCUGGAAGCAGCAAGGACCAGAGGGACCAGAGUCCUAGACGCAGAUGUCGGAUCUUAGCACCGAUAUUACUACUGAUAAGUGCUCUUCUACUGGGAGGACUCUGUCUACCGUUUAUACUACAAACUGCCCCUGCCAAUCACGAACAGAGGCUCGAUGUUAUCCGAAGAAUUCUCACUGAAGUGCCUCUGAUUGAUGGGCACAAUGACUUGCCCUGGAACGUGAGGAAGUUUGUGCACAAUCAACUAGGAGAGGUGAAUCUCAGCAGUGACCUGGGCAGAAUUGACCCCUGGGCCAGGUCCGACUGGAGUCACACGGAUAUACCGAGAUUGCGCGCCGGACUUGUUGGUGCUCAGGUGAGUUGAUUACCAAUUGAAUUUUGCUUUGCGAGUCUGCUGACGAUGUCCACUUCGUUAUGUUUGAUAGUUGGAUG